Callorhinus ursinus (northern fur seal) is the source of this 1530-nucleotide messenger RNA. RefSeq names its product eva-1 homolog C (gene EVA1C). The record is from RefSeq and is a predicted model, not a curated record. NCBI's taxonomy places the organism in Eukaryota, Metazoa, Chordata, Mammalia, Carnivora, Otariidae. Gene Ontology annotation, molecular function: carbohydrate binding.
AUGCUUCUGCCUGGACACGCGCGCCCGCCGCCCGCCCCGCAGCCCGCGCAGCAUCCUGGACUCCGCAGGCAGGUAGAGCCUCUCGGGCAGCUUCUGCGCCUCUUCUACUGCGCGGUCCUGGUCUGUUCCAAAGAGAUCGCAGCGCUCACGGACUUCUCCGGUUAUCUAACCAAACUCCUGCAAAACCACACCGCCUAUGCCUGUGAUGGGGACCAUUUGAAUCUACAGUGCCCUCGGCAUUCUACGAUAAGUGUCCAAUCAGCAUUUUAUGGGCAAGAUUACCAAAUGUGUAGUGCCCAGCAGCCUGCCUCCCAGAGGGAAGACAGCGUAGCCUGUGUGGCACCCACCACAUUGCAGAAGGUGCUGGACGAAUGCCAGAACCAGCGGGCCUGCCACCUCCUGGUCAAUAGCCGUGUUUUUGGACCUGACCUUUGCCCAGGAAGCAGUAAAUACCUCCUGGUCUCCUUUAAAUGCCAGCCUAAUGAAUUAAAAAACAAAACCGUGUGUGAAGACCAAGAGCUGAAACUGCACUGCCACCCUUCAAAGUUUCUCAACAUCUACUCGGCGAGCUACGGCAGGAGGACCCAGGAGAGGGACAUCUGCUCCUCAGAAGCAGAGCGGCUUCCCCCCUUUGACUGCCUGUCUUAUUCGGCUUUGCAAGUAUUAUCCAGGAGGUGCUAUGGGAAGCAGAGAUGCAAAAUCAUGGUCAACAAUCACCAUUUCGGGAGCCCCUGUCUGCCAGGAGUGAAAAAAUACCUCACUGUCACCUAUGCAUGUGUUCCCAAGAACAUACUCACAGCGAUUGAUCCAGCCGUUGCUAAUCUAAAACCUUCUUUGAAGCAGAAAGAUGGUGAAUAUGGUAUAGACUUUGACCCAAGCAAACCGAGGGUUCUAAGGAAAGAUGGAGUUAUUGUUAGCAACUCUCUGGCAGCAUUUGCUUACAUUAGAGCCCACCCCGAGAGAGCCGCAUUGCUCUUCGUGUCCAGUGUUUGCAUCGGUCUGGCACUCACAUUGUGCGCCUUGGUCAUCCGAGUGUCCUGCACCAAGGACUUCAGGGAGCUGCAGCUGACGAGGGAGCACCUGGUGCCAGAAAGUGCCAAGGCUGAGGAAGACAGUGAGGAUGAAGAGGGGGAGGAGGACUCCUCUGACUCCGAUUUUCCAGGAGAACUGUCUGGGUUUUGUAGGACUUCGUAUCCUGUCUACAGUUCCAUAGAGGCCGCAGAGCUGGCAGAAAGGAUUGAGCGCAGGGAGCAAAUCAUCCAGGAAAUAUGGAUGAACAGUGGUUUGGACACUUCACUCCCAAGAAAUAUGGGCCAGUUCUACUGAGAAAGAGAUGCGUCUUCGUGCGAUCAUACUUUCUGAAGAGGGAAGGAUCCAAAAUGCCCCUCCAGUUCUGUUUCACUUGUACCUUCUAUGAAGGAGUAUUUGUCAGGUCAUCCAAUACUGGUGAAGCCAGAAGCUAUUAAAGGGACAUUUCAAACUGUUUACAGCGCAUUUCAAAAUAAAUUAGGAGGGAGGUCUUUGUUUUCU